Molecule: messenger RNA, 2697 nt
Organism: Mercurialis annua (annual mercury)
Lineage: Eukaryota; Viridiplantae; Streptophyta; Magnoliopsida; Malpighiales; Euphorbiaceae
Exons: 2
Coding region: 101-1216 (371 amino acids)
Source: RefSeq, a predicted model, not a curated record
AAUCAAAUACCUAACAUAAAAAACUCUUAGUAACGGUGAUUUAUAAGAAUCCUCCUUUUCAGAAAUUAGGGUUGAAAACGAAAAAAAAUCAGAAGCAAACAUGGAAAGCGGACAGACGAUUGAAAUGGAAUUUGGUGGUAUCACUUAUGAAUAUGAUCCCGAUUGGCUAUUGCUGAGCCCAGCAGAAGAUUGUGAUUCAAAUUCUCCUAAAUUUGGGAUCCCGAGGUGUGUUGAUGGUUUACAGAAUCUGAAUGUUUUUAAGGCGAGGGAAGAAAGAAAGUGCGAGGAAAAAGAGGUAUGUAAAGUUGGUCAUGAGAAGACGGUAGAUUAUGGGCCAAGAGUGAUGGAUUUGUAUUCAAUAAUCCUGAAGCGCAACAAAAAAGUACCUGCCACUGGAUUGUCUUUGAAAGGUAGACUGAAAGGUGUAAUCCAAGUCUGGGGGGAACCUGAUCUCCGUUGGGACAUAGACGCUGAAUUGUCCGGCGAAGAUGAAGAUAGAAGCACGCUUACCCUGUAUGAUCCCAACACCACUCGCCUCUUCAGCUGUGAUAGAUACUACAGGAUUGCCUUUGCUCUCACUCUGAAUGAUCAAUCUGUAUUGCAAGGUACACUACACGAAGAUGAUUACUUUUAUGAGGAUGCUCGAGUAUUUGGUGAUGGUAAGAGAGUUAGUAGAGGUCAUUUCAAUGUUAAAUGUGAUUGGACAUCUUUGCCCUAUCUUAAUAACCGUCUUCUCGAGAUACGAGUCGACCCGGGUAGCUGCGAUUUUGCUCCUCGCCGGAAUGACUCUGAGUUGCAAAUUUUUGCAUGGUGUGCUGUUAUGCGCCCUGGACUAGUGGCCAAGAUUCAGAUUAAAGUCAAGAAUGGCAGGAACAUCACCACCGUCUCUGGUUCUAUCUAUGCUCGCCCUUGCUGUUUCACCCAUCAAAUCCCCCUUAUCGACUCCCGCGAGAAUACGGAAGUGGCUAAGGAUGGGAUCAUUGUGCUGAAGAGGUUACUUGUCGCUGUUCCAUCACAUGCCUCUCUGGUCAUUGCAGCUGAGAAUCUGGUUGAUAACCAUGAAAACUCUGUUGCUCUCUCUGCCAACACUUUCUUCGUUCCAGAAGAAAAGGCACCGGCCAAGACUAGGAUCAUGUACGAGAAAACAGUUUCCAAGCCUAACAUGUCACAUGAGUAUCUCGAAGCUGAGGUCGAAUGGAUUUACCAAAAAUAUUAGGAUGUUUAUUAUUUGGUUGCAUGUUUGUUAUUGUGCUUUCCCAGUUUUUCAAAAAAUUAUUGCCCCUUGGUCGGGUAAGUGUGGUUGUGUUUCUUAUUUGACUUUCCCUUGUUUGUUGUUGCACUCUUUCUGGUUAGUGUGAAAUGUUGAAGUUUUUCACCAUGUUCAUUUGAUUGGCUUGCAUACAUAGAUUUAUUGUUUAUCCCAUUCUGAUUUUAUAUCUUUGCUGGGCUUUCGUUGCAUCUCUAACUUUUGCUUGUUGCUUAAUUAUGUGCAAAUAGUUUUACUUAGUAAAUGUUGUGGUAUAUGGUUGGGCUACAUGUAUAAAAGGUGAGAGAUAAGUGGUUAAUUAAGUGCAAACAGUGAUGGCCACUCGAGGAUUGUUUUACAAAAAAAUUAGCUUUUGAGAAGUCUGCUUCUAAGAGGUCUGAUAAACUGUUGAAUGUGCUUUUUUGGGGUCUUAGGGUUUAUCUUGGGCUGCUUGAUUUGUUCUGGUGCUGCUCGCGCUUUUCUUGAUUUUGAUUUCGGAUCAAUUUAUGCGAAAUGGAGGUUUUUUAUUUCUGUUUUGAUGGGCUGUUUUGCUGGCAUAUUGUAUAUGCCCGCCGCAACGAAUGCUCGUGCUUUUUGGCUUGGAACAGAUCAGUUAAGAUCUAAUUUGAGUAUGGUAUACUGUGGAUGGUUUGCUAGAAUGAUCCUAUAUGCUUCCUUUUUAUUGCCAUUUUUCUCAACAUUGCUUUGGAUUACUCCAUUAUUUGACAUUCUUAUUGAUAAGAACAUUGAUAAUAGUGGCGGAACACAUUUGAAUUCAAGCGCCAAUGAUGGACAUGUGGGUUUUAUACGAUCAGACUUGACAAAAUUUAGGCUCUGGUGCUUGUUGCUAUCAGGUCUUAUUCAAAUAAUUGCUUUACGGACAAAUUUGCAAAUGUAUUUGAAUGAAGCUUUGUUGCCCUGGUACCAGCGAUUGCAUGCCAGCAAAGUUCCCGAUUUGGAUUUUAGUAGAGCCAAAGUUUUCCUGCACAGUCACUACUUAUGCCUUGUAGUCUUGCAGUUUUUUGCGCCUCCUAUCCUGGUUGCCUAUUAUUGUACCGUCAUGGCAUUUUGUAUGUUUCUUGAUCCACUCGCUUUUUGGUGGCUUUCAAUUCUGAAACCGAGACUUCAAUCGUUGUCGUGUGUUUGCAACUGAUUCUUUAUCCACUUAAUUGAUACAAAUGCAAUACAUUGAGAGACACAAGAUACAUUGGCAGUUGUUUUCUUGUCUUCUUCUUUUGUGAAGUUAGCUGCAAAUUGAGAAUUAAAGCAAGAAUCGUAAUGAGUCGCCCUCAUUUGUUUUCAAUUGAUUGCUUUGUAUUGCAAGAAAGUUGCUAUAUGAUAUAUCUCUUUAAGUCUUAUAAUUUUAGUUUCACCCUUCUCUUAAGUAAGCUGUACUAUACAAACAUUCUAGCUGUGUGUAUAAAAGAACUUUGCUUUCUCUGUAGGGACAA